ACCAUGGAAUACUGCAGCCCAGAGGUCUGGAACGGUGAAGGGUAUGUGUCAUUGCUGUAUCUGACCUUUGUCAUCCUUUGUAGUAGUACAACACCCCAAGCUGAAUCUGGAGAAAUUGUGUUGUAUUUAUCUUAAUUAGGAAACGAUGAAAAGAAAUGAACCCCAAAUGUAAUAAAUGAAUAGGUUUUUGAAAAUGUCCUGGUUUUGGGGAAGAUGCUUAAACCUUUCACUAGGGGGACCUCUGAACGCCUCGCAUACAUUUACAUUCUCAGCUACCUUGGUCCCGAGCAAGACGUCUGGGCACUGGGCAUCACACUCUUCACAAUUGUGUUUCGAGAAAAUCCAUUUACAGUCGAGACGGGUCCGGGGGAACUAUUGCCUGAGCACCUGCCAGGUCCUAUUUCAGAA
Messenger RNA from Lymnaea stagnalis (great pond snail), 408 nucleotides. NCBI's taxonomy places the organism in Eukaryota, Metazoa, Mollusca, Gastropoda, Lymnaeidae. The record is from the annotation of a GenBank genome assembly.